UCAGUGGCACAAGCUCCUCACGAGUCGAUGGUCUUGACGAUGGAAGCUGAGGCAUCCUCCCCAUUCUUCAGCUGAUUGCAAGACUAAUACACCCACUCCCUGAUGUUCAAGCAACUGGUGAAGGAUGCAGACCCAGGCCUCGAGUGCUGUCUUGCUGACAAGGAGCAGACUUCUCAAAAGCCUGUGGAGGAAACGUAGGAUUUUCAAGCAACAAAUCCUGGCAGCUGGAGUGUCCCGAUAGCAGGUAAAAUCAUUUGACCACCAUGAGUUGGAGUUUUCUGACCCGUCUGCUAGAGGAGAUCCACAAUCACUCCACCUUUGUUGGGAAGAUCUGGCUGACGGUGCUGAUCGUGUUCCGGAUUGUCCUGACUGCUGUGGGGGGAGAGUCCAUUUACUAUGACGAGCAGAGCAAGUUCGUGUGCAACACGGAGCAGCCGGGCUGCGAGAACGUCUGCUACGACGCCUUCGCCCCGCUCUCCCACGUCAGGUUUUGGGUCUUCCAGAUCAUCCUGGUGGCCACUCCAUCCGUCAUGUACCUGGGCUACGCAAUCCAUAAAAUCGCCCGGAUGGUGGAGCACAGCGAGGCCGACAGAAGGGUCAGGAGGAAAAGCUUUUCCAUGCGCUGGAAGCAGCACCGUGGCUUGGAGGAGACUGAGGAGGACCACGAGGAAGACCCCAUGAUGUACCCAGAGGUGGAGCUGGAGAGCGAGAGGGAGAACAAGGAGCAGCAGCCUCCUGCCAAAGCCAAGCACGAUGGCAGGCGGCGGAUCCGGGAGGAUGGGCUGAUGAAGAUCUACGUCCUGCAGCUGCUGGCCAGGACCACCUUUGAAAUUGCCUUCCUGGUGGGUCAGUAUCUCCUGUACGGCUUCGAGGUGAGCCCCAGCUUUGUGUGCAGCAGGAAGCCCUGCCCCCACAAAAUAGAUUGUUUCAUUUCAAGGCCAACUGAAAAGACCAUUUUCCUGCUGAUAAUGUACGGGGUGAGCUGCAUGUGUUUGCUUUUGAAUGUCUGGGAGAUGCUCCACUUGGGAUUUGGCACAAUCCGGGACACGUUGAACAACAAGAGGAAAGAGCUGGAAGAUUCUGGUACCUACAACUACCCUUUCACUUGGAACACUCCGUCUGCUCCUCCGGGCUACAACAUUGCAGUCAAACCAGAACAAAUGCAAUAUACUGAACUGUCCAAUGCCAAGAUGGCCUACAAACAGAACAAAGCCAACAUAGCUCAGGAACAGCAGUAUGGAAGCAAUGAGGAAAACAUUCCUGCCGACCUGGAAAAUCUGCAGAGGGAAAUUAAAGUGGCUCAGGAGCGCCUGGAUCUUGCCAUCCAGGCCUACAACAACCAAAACAACCCCAGCAGUUCCAGAGAGAAGAAAUCCAAAGCAGGCUCAAACAAAAGCAGUGCCAGCAGCAAGUCAGGGGAUGGGAAGAACUCUGUCUGGAUUUGAUGUUGGUUGAGUUGAUGGUAUCUUGUGUUUUUUCUCCUAGUUUAUCAUAACCAGCAACCCCUUCAAUAAUGGCUUCCAUGGAGUAAAUAUUUGACUCUGCUUGUUUUCAGGGAUACCUUUGGCUAGUGAUUCAGCCUCUCAGAAAGGUUUAUAUGCAUAUUCUAGGAUAAUAGGACUUUAUUCUUCUGUCUUCCAAGUCAGGAGACAAACAGGUAUAUUUAAAUCAUUCUCAUUGAACGGUUUAUGCUGUAUGUACAGUAUUAUAGUACAUUUAUUAUGCACAAUUUUUUCUAUUUGUACACUGGAUCUCUGAGGUUACCUUUUUUUUUAUAUAUAUUAAGGAGGAGAAAGCAAUGGGUACCUGGUAGCAUUUUGCUAUGAUGACUUGUGGUCUGCAGUUUGGUCGUUGUUCUCCCUUGUUUUAAACAGGAAACUUUUCCAUGCUGCCUUUCCAAAGUGCCUUGAAGGUGUGGACAGCACAGAGGAGUCUCAGGUUCUCCAGGCAGCCCAUGGGUGCCAGUUACUGAGCAGUGGAAAGACUGGGAGAACAUCUGCUCCUGGUGCUCUUGACUCUUUUUACAGAAAUGUGCUCCCCAUAAAAUGGAAGGGUUGGACAAGAGCUGUUCUGUGCCAGGGGGUUUUUUCACCCUCUGGAAAAUUACUUAGAAGAAAAAAGGUACAUGGGGAGGAUACUUGUGUGCAGAGCAGGAGUACCAGGGAGGGCUGUAACCUCCCUGCAAGCUUUUUGCUACAGGAGGGAAGAGAGACUUCAAACCCCUGUCAAACAUCCCCAAAAAAAGCCAACAGAAAUGCCUGCAUUCAGUCAUCCCACCUCUUGGUGGGACACCCAUGGAAAUGGAUGUGUUUGAGGGCUGUGGUCACAUAACACCCUGCUCCCCACAGGCAGGAGGUUCUGCCCAUACCUCUGGGAUAAGAUCUCUGUCUUUUCCAGAGUGAUCUGGUGAGAUGGAGCCAUGGGGAUUGUCUUUCCCUGCAUUACACUGAGGAGCAACCUCCCCCCAGGCAGGAGCCAGGAGCUGCCUGCAGAAGUUCUCACAAAGCCCUUCCCAGGAUCAGUGAUGUUGCCUUACCCAGACCCCUCUUCUGCCCCUGGGCCUGAGGAGUUCAGUUCAGCCAGAGCAAGACAUAGAACUUCCACUGCUGCUUGGGAGACCAGUCAGAUGUGGCAUUCUGGGGUUUUGGCAUUCAACUGGAAUUUAUAAUUGGACAAAGGAGGAUGCAGGAUCCACUGCCCUUGGGGGGUGUUAUUUUGGCAAGGAUUCAUGCUGGGGGUGCUGAAAAAUGUGUCUGCUUUUUGCUACUAUUUGUGAUAUAUUUGGGACCUGGCUCUGCUCUCCUUUUUUUAUAGGUCUUUGUGUGUUUUAAUGUAUUUUUGGGGCCUGUUUCAAGCAGGGUUGUUCUGUUUGGAGGCUGCUUCAGUCCUUAGUGCCCACCUGGCUGGGGAAGGGUUGAGCAGCCCAGCUCUGUGGAGGACACAGGUGACCCCAACUCAUUCCCAUCCCACAGAGCAGCCAAGCCUGGGCUUUGUGUUAAAUUCAGACAAAGGGGAUAUGAGCUCACUCUUGAGGUUUUCCUCUGCCCAAGCACCUGCUGAAAGCUGGUAUCUUGCUGAGUGACUUUCAGUCUGGUUUUGUUCUGGGAUACCAGGCAGUCCAGGUGCAGAUCCCAGGCAUCCUCAGCUCUUUGUGCCCCAAGCUGGUGAACCCUCUGCACGAGGAGCUGCUCCAGCUCAGCUCCAGCAGAGAUGUUUGGAAGCAAACUUGCUUUCAGGCUGUGUGUUCCUCAGCAGCUCCAGGAGAGAGAGCAGCAACCUCUGAAUUUAUGCAGAAAAGUUGCAAAGUGAUGUGAGCAAAGAGUCAGUGUAAGUGCCACAGUGAGCACAGAGAGGUCUGUGACAGCUGAGUGGGCUUUGUGAGCAGGGAGGUGGGUCUGGCUGCCUGGGGUGAGAGGGAGUUCAGGAACUCCUCUAAGUCUGUGGGGGCUCAGGGUGUGCAGGGAGGCUGUGCCAGCAGAGCUCUCAAUGCCCUGGAGAAACUGGGUGGAAACACCUUGUCUGAAAGCACCAGGGCAAGACGUGGAGCCUGGAGGUCCAGGCAGCUGCGUGGCCACCAUCCUCUCACUGUCCCCCACGCUGGGUUGGUUCUUUUCAGCUCCCCCAAAGGGUGAUGUUGCUCUUCACCCCUUGGCUCUGGAACAGCCUCUCACCAGCCAAAUGGCAGGAAGUGAAAAUCCUUCCCCUGCUGCUCUCAGCACAAACUGCAGCAAUUCCUUAUUCAUGGCUGCAAGCUCCAGCCAGGUGGUACCAGCUGCUUCCCCACUGGUUGUGUUUGUCCUUUCCCAGUUCAUGCUCCAAACCAUUACCCACCAACAGUGCCCUCUCAGGUCAGGCCCGUGAGCUUCUCUCCACACCAGUAAAUCCUCCCUGUAGUGAGCAGAGUGUACAAAAUAUUCCAGCCCCAGCACUGAAUUCAUUCCGAAAAUGCAAAGUAAUGGAGCUGUUCCUAUUACUCUUUGUUCGUUCUCAUUUUAAUGGUGUAUAAAGUGCACAUUUGCUUUGAAACUGAGUGUUUGUUGUUGGUAGAGGGUGUCUGUUAAAGCUCUAAAUGUUCAUGUCUGUGACUUGUUUUCAGUUUCAAAGUCUUUGGCUUGACUUUUCCUUUUGAAGAAGUGAUACAUGCAUUACUUUAAAAUGCUCUCUUGCUUUGGCUUAAUGCAGGCCAUUCCAAAAUGAACGUUCAGAAGAGACUUUUGGACAAAAAACCACUGAACAUACCUUGGGUUUGUCUUGUCAUUCUCUGGUUUUUGGAAAAAAAAAUAAUUAUUAAAUCCAGUGGAUUACUCCA
Molecule: messenger RNA, 4309 nt
Organism: Apus apus (common swift)
Lineage: Eukaryota; Metazoa; Chordata; Aves; Apodiformes; Apodidae
Gene: GJC1
Product: gap junction protein gamma 1
Exons: 4
Coding region: 264-1445 (393 amino acids)
Biological process (GO): cell communication
Cellular component (GO): connexin complex
Source: RefSeq, a predicted model, not a curated record